Molecule: messenger RNA, 2243 nt
Organism: Crotalus tigris (Tiger rattlesnake)
Lineage: Eukaryota; Metazoa; Chordata; Lepidosauria; Squamata; Viperidae
Gene: ZDHHC24
Product: zinc finger DHHC-type containing 24
Exons: 4
Coding region: 141-977 (278 amino acids)
Biological process (GO): peptidyl-L-cysteine S-palmitoylation; protein targeting to membrane
Cellular component (GO): endoplasmic reticulum; Golgi apparatus
Molecular function (GO): protein-cysteine S-palmitoyltransferase activity
Source: RefSeq, a predicted model, not a curated record
AGCGCCGAUUGGCUAGAAUCGGCUCGAAAGGCGGGCUUAGCAGGAGCGGCUGCCGCCGCCGAUUGGCUGAACGAUUUGAGCGGGAAGGGGCGGCUGAAGCGAAGCCGGAAGAGAGGCGCGUGGGCCGCGCACGCGCCGCCAUGGAAGGCCGCGACUGGGACCGGAGGGUGCUGCCCGUGUGCGCCGGGGCGGUGUUGGCUACCACGCUGGUCGCGGAGGUGCUGCUGGUGCUGCUGCGGUUCCGUCCGCCCGGACAGCCGUUCCCGUUGUGGCCCAUCGCCUCGCUGCUUUUCCUGCUGGCCAGCGCGCUGGAGAACGCUCGGCGCUUCAUCAUGGCUUCGCCCAGCACGCGCGGCGUCAUGCUGGCGGGGGCGGGGCAAGGAUGGGAUUACUGCUAUUCCUGCCAGACCCAUGUGCCGUCCCGCUGCAGCCACUGCUUUUCCUGCAACGUUUGUGUCCUGCGGCGAGAUCACCAUUGCCUGCUGCUCGGCCAGUGCGUGGGCUAUCAAAACUACCGCUACUUCCUCUGCCUGCUGCUCUACGGGUCGGUUGCCUUGCUGUACGGCAGCUUGCUCAAUGUCAACGUGGUUUGGAUGCUGCUAGAGGAAGGCGGCCUUGCCCACACCAUCCUCCUGCUGAUGCUGCCUUGGCUGAUGCUCCUGAUGGGGCAAGUCAAUUUCGUGACCUUUGCCUACGCUUUUAUGACUGAUGUCUGCGUGGUGGGAUUCUUGUUCUGCCUCAGUUUCCUGCUGUUCCACAGCUUGCUGGCCCUGCGCGGACAGACCACCAAAGAAUGGUUUGAAGGAAAUCGCCAGUACCACUUGGGUUGGCGAGAGAACCUUCGACAAGUCAUGGGAGACCGCUGGCUGCUGGCCUUCUUCACGCCUUUCGUCGGUUCCCCUUUGCCAGGAGAUGGAAUCACUUUCCAAACCAGAUCUCCGAAAACGGAAGAGCUCUCCACAUCCCGGAGUUACUAAAGGGUUUCCCCAAUUAUGAGGAAGGUUGAGCUCCUUUCAACGAUGGCUCGCUUCGUUCAAAAGCAGACGACAACUUUGGCGAAAACUCUGAAGGCUUGAUCUUACAUCGUUGAAAGCUGAAAGCAAUUUAAUCUUGGAACGGUGGUGACAGAUUACUUCCCCCACCCUCUCCCUGGAAAGGGGCUUGCCAUGUUUUUGUUUCUGUGAUCGGAAAAGAAGGAAAUUGCUCAUGUAGAGCAAGAGAAAUCGACACUUGUGCUCAGCUAAAUUGAUCUAAAUGCAAUGGUUUGAUACUGAACCAUUUUUCUCCUGGUCCAAAGUGCACUAUAUAUAUAUGUUUUCUGAGGUUUUCGUGGGUGUUUGUAUGUAGGUUUUUAGUUAUUUGGGUUUUCUCCCGCAUAAAAUUGGAAGUGUCUUGGCGACGUUUCGACGAAGUCCCAUUCGUCAUCUUCAGGCUGGUGUUUUCGGCUUUGUGCUUCUAGAAGCAUGAAGCCGAAAACACCAGCCUGAAGAUGACGCCAAGAACUUCCAAUUUUACACGGGAGAAAACCCGAAUAACCAAAGUGGUACGUAAAACACUGUCUAGAAAUGAUUCAGGGACCAAAAUCCAAGGUUAUAAUGGUUUGCAUCUCAGUUAUUUUUCUUCCCUUGCAGCAAUUGUGAGACUUUUUUUUUUUUUUUCCCUUGAGCCCUGGGAUCGUGCAAAAGUCAACAAAACGUAGGUUGUGAGAUACUAGGGUGGUGUUUCUCAAGUUUCUCAAGAAGACCGGUGGACUUCUUAACUCCCAGAAUUUCCCAGCCAGCAAGCUUUAAUAUGGGUGGACUUCAAUUCCCAAAAUUAAAUCAUGCUGGAAUUCUGGGAGAUGAAAUCCAUCCAUCUUCAAGUCACCAAGGUUAGGAGUUACUGUGACAGAUGAUAACAAUUUUUAUCUCUUGCCAUUCUGCCUAUUUCUGGCACUGUUCCAGUCACGGUAUCCACCCAAAUGUGUCUCUUCCUCCUCUUUUCAUAUCUAAAAUCUCCAUAUCCCCAUAAACCUGGUUUGCACUUUGAGAGACACACAAAGUGUGGGCGUGGGGGAAACCCAAUAUUUGCUGUAUUCUUUUUUUUUGUUUUGUUUUUGUUAAUGAAUUUAUCCGCUGUGUUCUAUGAUUGUUGGUUUUAUAUUUUUUAAACGCUUUAAUGUUUUUAUGCUGUAAGCCGCCAAGAAUUGUUGGAUAUAAGAUGGGGAGCAAAUAAAUUUCCUAAAUAAAUACGUUUAACAUUUA